AUGUCCACUUCUAAAACCUCAAAUACUUCCCUCAAAGGAUAUGAGUCCAACCAAAGCCAAAUGAGUUUGUCUCCUCUUAAACUUAACACAUCUCCUUGUGGUGAGAGAAGAGGGCGUGGAAAGCAAGCAGAACCUGGAAGGUUUCUAGGAGUAAGGAGGCGUCCUUGGGGUAGAUAUGCUGCUGAAAUCAGAAACCCUAUAACCAAAGAAAGACAUUGGCUUGGAACAUUUGACACUGCUCAAGAAGCAGCUCUUGCUUAUGACAGAGCUGCCCUGUCCAUGAAAGGAUGCCAAGCAAGAACCAACUUCAUAUACUCCAAAGAUUCCAACACUUUCCACAAUGUUGGUGAUUCUCAACCUCUCUUGCCACCUUCACAGUUUCUCACAAGCACUCACAACACACAAAAUCCAACCAUUCAAAGUGGCCUAUCUCAGCUUGGUACUAUAGCUUCCCAUAUUGAAAACCCUUCUGACAUGAGUGCAUAUGGAUCACCACCUCAGGAUGAAAAUUUCUUCUUCUCAAGUGACUCCAACUCAGGCUAUCUUGAAUGCAUAGUUCCUGAUAAUUGCUUCAGGAAGAGCAAUGCCAGUGCUUCAAGUCAUGUUAACUCAAACUCCAUGCAGGUUAAGUCACAUUUUGACACCACUCAAGAAGCCUUGAACAUGCAAACAACAGUGGAAUCUAACUUUGCAGAUUUUUCUUACCCUAGUGAAGGAUUAUCAUGGGAUAAUCAACGACCAUGGGGUUGUAGUACUUCCAAUGAACUAGCAGCUAUGUUUAGCAAUCCAUCAAGGGUUGAGGAACCCUUCAGUGUGAUGACUCAGGCUGAGGCUGAUGCUUCUUCAUCAUCACUUCCUCCCUUUGGAGAUGUGGACUUGGGAUACUCACUCUUCUGA
This is a messenger RNA of Cajanus cajan (pigeon pea), 897 nucleotides long. RefSeq names its product ethylene-responsive transcription factor ERF086. Gene Ontology annotation, molecular function: DNA-binding transcription factor activity; DNA binding. The record is from RefSeq and is a predicted model, not a curated record. Gene Ontology annotation, biological process: regulation of DNA-templated transcription. NCBI's taxonomy places the organism in Eukaryota, Viridiplantae, Streptophyta, Magnoliopsida, Fabales, Fabaceae.